AAUGCCAAUCGGACUGGAAGGCAUCGAACCCCGGGCUCGUUAUUUCAGAGAAUCUCCCUCAACGUCAACGACUUCUAAUACAUGUUACUAGGGGAUAUACAUACUGAACCGGCCGUCAUUUUCCCAUUGACCACGGCCCCUAUAACGCUCAUGAAAAAUAUAACCUGGCAUGGUCAAACCACAAUCUCCUUGAUCUUGUCGCUUGCGGCCUUAAUACACGUCACUUUCUUCCUCUUAGCUGUUCCCCUCCUAGCUGUUCAACUAGGAUCAAUCACAAUUUACAGCCAUAUUGCAGUCCACUUAUCCCAGGCAGGUCCAUAGCACGAAAAAGUGAAAAGACAGCAUCACAAAGAUUCAAGAAUUCCAAAGACUGACAUUCGUUAUAGUAAAGUAGCUAGUCAUCACUUCAUAACC
Messenger RNA from Neurospora hispaniola, 414 nucleotides. RefSeq lists its product as uncharacterized. NCBI's taxonomy places the organism in Eukaryota, Fungi, Ascomycota, Sordariomycetes, Sordariales, Sordariaceae. The record is from RefSeq and is a predicted model, not a curated record. Bases 82 to 321 code for a protein of 79 amino acids. The transcript has a single exon.